Messenger RNA from Sodiomyces alkalinus F11, 1108 nucleotides. RefSeq lists its product as hypothetical. Bases 1 to 1005 code for a protein of 334 amino acids. The transcript is spliced from 12 exons. NCBI's taxonomy places the organism in Eukaryota, Fungi, Ascomycota, Sordariomycetes, Glomerellales, Plectosphaerellaceae. The record is from RefSeq and is a predicted model, not a curated record.
AUGGUUCCUUCGUCUUCAUUGGGGCAUGCUCAUGAUAAUUCGUGCCCGCAGCCCCGAUAUGCGCCCGCAAAGAUGAUCGGGUCGGCCUCCAUGUUGGAUCUAGCCGCGUCAGAUUCAACGACGUCUUUCAAAAGGCUCGAGGAUCGUACGUUCAAGAGCCGGGGGAAGGCAUGUCGCAUGGUUCUGCGGUUCACCUUUCGCCGUUUGUGUCCUUCAGUCGCUGCUGUGUGGGAUUCUCGCUGCCCAGAUGGUGCCAUGCUCGCCCAUCUUUCUGGACGGGCAACCGUCACUAUUCCACGGACUGCCCGAUACCCGGCGCUCGGCAUCGGCAGGAAUCAUGUUGUUCUGUUCAAAGAUACUGGCUUCGUUUGGCUGCGCGACCUGGAAAUACAGAUGUCUUCACAAAAGCCACUUGACGAGGCUCCAUGGAUCGGGCCUCUUAGUCGCCAAGCCGGUCUCGCGAGCGUCAUCCAGCAUGAUAGCAUCUCCCGGCCUUCGGCAGCGAGAUUUCUCCAGAGUCGCCAGCGACGCCAGCAGCCCAGAGAGUUAGCUGCCUUCUCGACCUUGUACGGUCGCCAAGCAUUGAGCAGGUCGUUGACCACGGACGACGGGGCGCCGACGACGACGAAUGUCCAUGGCCAGAGAGGCAUGCCUCCUCCAUCCGAUGUCCAAUUUUUGGGCCCCGUCGGUGACCGCCCUAUUUUUCAGAGACGACCGAGCCUCCGAAAUAGGAGUAACGGCCAUCGAGGCAUUGAGUGUCUGCGUUUUAGCCUCUGGCCGCCUCGCAACGCCUACCGACUGAGCCUUCUCAGGUUUAGGAUUCGCAAAUUUCACAUAACCCAUCUCAACAAACGAUCCUCGCACCUACCGCCCCGCGCAGCCAACCUCACCAAAAUGAAGUGGGAAUGCCACUACUGCCUCAGGGGCGUCAACCUGACCAUCGGCAUCGACAUGCACUGCUACGAGUGCCAGCACCAGCGCUGCGUUCAAUGCAAAGUCGUCUGAGGAGGUGGCGAAGCUUUGCUUUGAAGCAUUGAGACGAACCGGCUCUCGCCAUUCUUUUUCUUCCCGUAGUUGUAUGUGUUUAGAAGAUAGACCUCAAGAAUAG